GUGACAUUGAACGCGUCACCACGUCAUUCCCUGGAAAGAUUUUGAGAGCGAGCUGUCAUUUCACCGACUCGGUUCGGUUAACGGUGCCGCCGUAUGAACACUCGAUCCCGGCCGACCUUCCCCGCGCGGCACCGAGCCCAUGACUGGGUGUCCGGACACUAAACCAGAUGAUCCAGUUAGCAUCCUGGCGAGACACACCGCGCACAGUUAACAUCAGAGUGGAUGUGAGCCAUGGCUAACCCCAACCCCCACGCCCACGCCAACCCCCAUGCCCCGCGGGCCCAGAGGAAGAUGUCCACGGCGGGGGAGAGCGUCUACAAGGUUUUAGGACUGGAGAAAGGUGCCUCGGCUGAGGACAUCAAGAAAGCCUACAGAAAGUUGGCGCUGAAGUACCACCCGGACAAAAACCCCGACAACCCGGAGGCAGCGGAGAAGUUUAAGGAGAUCAACAACGCCAACUCCAUCCUCAACGAUGACACCAAGAGGAAGAUCUACGACCAGUACGGCUCCAUGGGACUGUACGUGUCCGAGCAGUUUGGAGAGGAGAGCGUCAAGUACUACUUCCUCAUGUCCAAGUGGUGGUUCAAGGUUCUGGUGCUGUGCUGCACGCUGUUCAGCUGCUGCUGCUGUUGCUGCUGCUGCUGCUUCUGCUGCGGCAAGUGCAAGCCGCCGGACGAGGACGACAGCUACCAGUACGUGGAUCCCGAGGACCUGGAGGCGCAGAUCAAGGCGGAGCAGGACAACGGCAACACGGUAAUCAUAGGCCAGCCCUCGUUUAGCGGAGGCGCCCAGACCCCAGACGACAAAAGCGCACCCAUCCCGCUGCCCAUGCCGCCCCCGCCGGCGCCCUCAUCCAAGUCCCGGUUGUCGCCCUCGUCCCAACCAGAGGCGACGACGGAGCAUCGAGAGGAGGAGGAAGAGAAGCCCCGCGAGAGCUUGCCCGAGUCGAAAUGACUCGACGAUGACAAUCAACGAGAGCAAGCAGGCAAGCCCCCUUCCUUCCCAUGCAGAUCGCACCGGACCACCGCCCCUGAUUCCCGACCUGCCGGCCCUCCUGCAGGGAAAGCUGCUUCUUGUUGUUCUUCUGUGGACCUCCCGCGUCUUUCUUCCUCCAUCUCAUCUCCACACGGUGCUUUUUUUCCCCCGGGAAUGAGCAGGAAAUGACGCGACGCCGUUCAGAGGGGAACGGACCACUUUCCUCGUCACCUCUUUUAUGAAGCAGGGACUGAGGGAAAGUUUUAACGUGCAUGCUUGUUUUUUUUUUUUAAAUCAUGAUGCAUGUGCGCCGGUUCUGUAGAGACAUGCAGAAUCUGCUCCCAAACACUUAUUUUGUUUGUUUGUUUUGUGCCACUCACUGCAAACAAAAGUAUCAACCAGCAAAUGGACCGAACCACUACAACGGACUGUAAAGGACGGAAUCAAAUGAACGGAACCUUUCCUCCCAGGAGCUCCAUGUAGCCCUACUGACAGUCAUAAGAUCUGCUCUGUGCCAGCAGUUUUCUCUGUUGCCAUUAACAUUAUCAUCACAACGGCAUCCCAAAUCAUUUCACAAAAAAAAAAAAAAAACAACCUAAGAGCUACUAGUAGUGAUGAACGGCCCCACGCACGCUUUUUAUUUUUAUUUUAUUUUUAUUUUUUUUUGGGGGGGGGCUAGCAAAUGAAUUAAAAUUAGAAUGUGUCCAACAAAAAAAAAGUUUGGGGUCACCCAUCCAGGAUAUCGUGCCUAAUUUGGAUGAAUUCACCCAAAAUGGCUGCUUCAAACCAAAAUGGCCAACUUCCUGAUCAAUUUCAGGGUAUUUGAGACUUUCAAGAACAGGUCCAACCAAUUUGGUCUUGAUUGACAAAGCUGCAAUUUCCCCCCCCACCCCUUGAAUUUACCAAAGUUGAAGGAAUUCGCCCAAGAUGGCCGACUUCCUGUUCAAUCGAAGCGAUUCCAAGAGGCCCUCGUCAUUUCCACCUUUGACACGGCUUACAGUAAGCUAGUUGCCGUCGCUCUGUUUACAUUACAGAACAGUGUUUUUUCAGUUUCUUGUCAGAGGAAUCUUAAUCUACUCCUGAAUGAAAUUGUCCCCCCCCCCCAUAUUCUGAAAUCAAUGCCACAUUCUAGAACAUUCCUGAGCGUGUUGUGCCUUGAACAAGAAGUACAGCAGACACUUGAGGAAAAGCCUUUUUUUUCCAUCCCUCCCCCUUUCAGAAGUGGCAAACCAAUUUUCUCCAUUCUAGACCCCCAAAACGAUCUCUCAUUAUAAUGGCAAUGGUGUUAAACGUCACUAUGCAAAAACGAUCGUCCAUUUGUAACCAAACCAGCAGUUUUCAGUUGAGCCAUUGUCAUGUUGGAAA
Hippocampus comes (tiger tail seahorse) is the source of this 2340-nucleotide messenger RNA. RefSeq names its product DnaJ (Hsp40) homolog, subfamily C, member 5 gamma a (gene dnajc5ga). Lineage: Eukaryota; Metazoa; Chordata; Actinopteri; Syngnathiformes; Syngnathidae. The coding region runs from base 232 to 954 and encodes 240 amino acids. The record is from RefSeq and is a predicted model, not a curated record. The transcript is spliced from 7 exons.